AUGCAGGAUGAGCUCAACUUUCCUGCCAUCCGCCCACAUGGACACAUUUUGAUUCUUCUCCCAUCACAAAUUUAUCCAAUAUCAUCGCCUGUCAGUUCCCACGCCAUGCCGACUCACGAUUCUCCUACCACCAGCGACGCGACGAACAAUGAAUGCGACGCACAACGUACCCCCAAAAACACAACGUGGUGGCCCCCCCUCAAAGAAGCCCUCCUAUCUGGGGAAUUAAAGCCAGAAGACCUGGAAGUGCAGUGCCCCAUCUGCCUGGAACGUUGUACAGUCCUCGACCACGAGUACGAGUUGCUCGGCUACCAACAUGCUGCGUCUAUCUACGCCUGUGGACACAUAUUUGGCAAUAUGUGCAUGCGAAAGCGCUUAUAUCAUGUUAUCGUCGAAAGAGAAGAAGUUACAUGCCCGCUUUGUCUAGAGUGUUUACAACACCCUCAGUGCGGUCAUCCCAACCUGGGCCAUAUUAUACCACUCGAGAAAGAACGCACGUCGUCUGUACCGGAAAUACUUAGUCGGGGUGGUACUCUCGAGCCCAACUGCCAGUUCUGCUGGCUGGCCGACCUUGCCAAAAAAUUGAAAAGAAAACUUUGUAGUCUACAUGACGGUGAUUUCGACGAUCGGAUUAAGGUCAAGGUCAAGGUCAACAUCUAG
Molecule: messenger RNA, 660 nt
Organism: Fusarium poae
Lineage: Eukaryota; Fungi; Ascomycota; Sordariomycetes; Hypocreales; Nectriaceae
Exons: 1
Coding region: 1-660 (219 amino acids)
Source: RefSeq, a predicted model, not a curated record